Molecule: messenger RNA, 2827 nt
Organism: Drosophila melanogaster (fruit fly)
Lineage: Eukaryota; Metazoa; Arthropoda; Insecta; Diptera; Drosophilidae
Gene: eIF2A
Product: eukaryotic translation initiation factor 2A
Exons: 4
Coding region: 299-1966 (555 amino acids)
Biological process (GO): translational initiation
Molecular function (GO): ribosome binding; tRNA binding; translation initiation factor activity
Source: RefSeq, marked reviewed
AUUUUUUAGUACUAAAAUGUUUUUAAAUUCACGUGGAGCAGAUAUUUUGUUGGAGUUCUAAAUACGUUCGGUUUGGUUUGGUUGAUGUUUAAACGUGUCGUUGUGGCGCCAAUGCCCAUGCAUGUUUACUAUCGCUUAUCGAUACACCGCGUACACGGCAACCGUGUGUGACCAAUUCAAGCACGAAAUCGUUGACCAACACUGAUUGUACAUCAGACGACACGACAACAAAAACAACAGCAACAACACCACCGACGUGCUUGUUCCUGUGUGUGUGUGCGUGUGAGAUUGGAAGACAAUGGCUGCAGCUGCGGAUCUGGUUGUUCCUACCCUUGCCAUUCGCUCUAGCGUGGCCGUGGAAUUGUGGUCCUCGGCGGGCUCCAAGCAGCCCUUCGAGCACAAGCCCCACCUGCCGCGCGAGGAGACGAAGAGCUCGCGCUCGAUCUGCUUCAGCUCCAACGGCCGGUACUUCGCCUACUCCAACGGGCAGGAAGUCAAGGUGCUCCAGGCCAGCCGGGACAGCGCAGCCAGCUGGCCAGUGAUAUGCGUGCUGCCCAGGCCGAAAGCCUUCUACCUCCAAUUCUCGCCACGUGGCAGCUACCUGUGCACCUGGGAGCACUAUGCCAUCACUAAGGACCGGCCGGAGGGGUCACCCAAUCUGCUCGUCUACGAAGUGGCCACCGGUGUCGAAGUGUUUGCCAUCGUCCAGAAGAACCAAGCGGACUGGCAGCCCUCCUGGUCGGCGGACGAGUCCAUCUUCGCUUUGGUAGUCGGCGGCGAGGCACUCUUCUAUGACCUCGGCGAGGGAGCGGAGAAGGGAUUCGCCACCACAUCGCGCAAGAUAGGAGGCAGUCGCGGCGGUAUGCUGUCGCUGGGUCCCGGUAACUGCCCCCCGUUCCUUGCGUUCUACACGCCGGGAGCCAAGGGCGCUCCGUCCAUGUGCAAGCUCUACAAGUACCCGGCGCUUGGCCAGAAUCAGACCGUAGCCUGCAAGAGCUUUUUCCAGGCGGAUCGCGUCGAGAUGUUGUGGAACAAGCGAGGCAGCGGACUGCUUCUCCUAACCAGCACGGAAGUGGAUAAGAGCGGUGCCUCCUACUACGGCAACCAGGCGGUGCACUUCAUGGCAACCAAGGGCGACACCUGCUCAGUGCCCCUCUCUAAGGAGGGACCGGUGCAUUGUGUCAAGUGGAGUCCUAAGGCAACUGAGUUUGUAGUCGUAUACGGCUUCAUGCCAUCCAAGGCUGCUCUCUACAACCUCAAGUGCGACGUAGUCUUCGACUUCGGUGAGGGUCCACGCAACUGUGCCUACUUCAAUCCAUUUGGCAACCUCAUAGCUCUCGCCGGCUUCGGCAAUCUGCCUGGAGCCGUCGAGGUGUGGGAUGUGUCCAAGCGCGAGAAGCUGGCUAACCUCAAGUGUGCUGAUACCACGGUUUUUGAGUGGCAUCCCAAUGGCGAGUGGUUCGUCACGGCCACCACCGCGCCCAGGCUGCGCAUUAGCAAUGGGUUCAAGGUGUACCACUACUCCGGGGCCCUGCUCCACGAGACCAUGUGGCCCCAGGGUCAGGAAUUGUUGGGAAUUGAGUGGCAGCAGUUUGCGGAUAAGACGUUCAGCGAGCCCAAGAUUACCAAGGCCAAGCACGAGGGCAUCAAGUCCAGCCAGCCAGAGGCCAGCAAGAAGGCUUACACACCGCCUCAUCUGCGCUUGUUGAAGGAGGGCAAGAAUCCGGAAAAGUAUCUGCCCCAGCCGAGUAUUCCCGGACUGGCACCAACGGCAGCAGCAGGUAAUACGACGCGGAAGUUUUGGCACAGGCAAUACGACCUGGACAAUCCGAUUAUGCGGCGAGGCGAGCAGGGCCAGUGCCAGCUGGUGGGGGCGAUUGGCGCGGAAAGACCACCACUGUCUACCGGGUCCUCGACCAGCCGCCACAACAGGCGCUAUCGACCCUACCAGCACAAACGCUACUAGGCUCACGACACACGCAGCUUGUCAGCUCCUAGGCUCCACUCACCUCUUUCACACACAUUUUGUAUUAGCAUGCCAUUAGGAUUAGGGAUUGCGCGGUCGUGGUGUCAACGGAAACAAGAGGAAUAACAAGAACAAACAGCGAAGCGCUAGGAAGGAUGUGAACGUUGUAAAUGGUGGCGAUGCGGAUUCUGCCCCGACUGAGGUGGUCGAUCAAGCUGCUCCGGUUGCUCGCCAGUCGCCCGUUUUCGUGGCUGCAGAGGAGCGGAAGCCGCAGCAUACUCCCAGACAGAAGUACCAGCCAGAUAACGCUGCCGAUCAGCCACCGAAUUCGUAUGGACAGGGUCAUCCCAAUGGCCAGCACAUCAGCGAUAAGGAGCGCAAGAUUCGCAGCGUCGCCAAGAAGCUGUCGGACAUUAAGAAGCUGAAGGUCCGACGCAGCCAGGGCGAGAAUCUGGAGCUGAACCAACUGAACAAGAUUAAGAUGGAAGCACAGUACCUGGAUGAGCUCAAGGCUCUCAAGCAGUCUGCCUAGGAGGACGUUAAUGGCGUUGACGAUGACGACGGCGGCGAGAAGGCUGAGGGAUGCGAGGAGUAAUUGCUCUUGUGAUUGUGAUACAGCACCUCUUCUCAGCUCCACUCCACUCUACUCACCUCCUGUUCGUCCCCUUCCUGCUGUUUUACGCUCAGUUUGUGGCCCAUUUGCCGCAUAAGUUUCAAGUUAAAACAUUUUUCUACUAUUGUGAUUUCCCAACUAAUUUCGGCAAAACGUACAGUAACUCCCGUAAACAACAAAUUUAUGUACCAAAUUGUGCUACCAAGUAAUAAAGAUGUUUCCACCAAAAUCUGCGGAUUACUGCUCCC